CCACCAUGGUGCUCGCCCUCAACGGCAGCCACCUCUACGGUAACCUCCGGGCCCUGGUCCUGGAGGAGCCGCGGGCGCUGAGCGGUGGCAGGAUGAUCGCCGGCUCCUGGCCCCCGCGCAGCCUGGCGAAGCUCGGCCCGUCGCCCCCCCCGUCGGCGCUGCCCACGGCGAGCCCCCAACCCGCCAACGACUCCCAGUGCGGGGAGCAGAUCCUCAGCUACGGCAGCGCGGAGAAAGUUCUCAUCGGGGCCGUGCUCUGCCUCAUCACCCUGCUGACCAUCGCCGGCAACUGCCUGGUGGUGAUCUCCGUCUGCUUCGUGAAGAAGCUGCGGCAGCCCUCCAACUAUCUCAUCGUCUCGCUGGCCCUGGCCGAUCUCUCGGUGGCCCUGGCCGUCAUGCCCUUCGUCAGCGUCACCGACCUUAUCGGAGGCGAGUGGAUCUUCGGGCGCCUCUUCUGCAACGUCUUCAUCGCCAUGGAUGUCAUGUGCUGCACGGCCUCCAUCAUGACCCUCUGUGUGAUAAGUAUCGACAGGUACCUGGGAAUAACAAGACCUCUUACAUACCCUGUAAGGCAGAAUGGGAAGUGUAUGGCCAAAAUGAUCCUGUGUGUCUGGCUUUUAUCUGCCUCUAUCACCAUUCCCCCGCUCUUCGGCUGGGCCCAGAAUGUAAAUGAUGAAAAGGUUUGUCUCAUCAGUCAAGACUUUGGCUACACCAUUUACUCCACAGCAGUUGCAUUUUACAUUCCGAUGUCAGUGAUGCUUUUCAUGUACUAUCAGAUUUAUAAAGCUGCCAGGAGGAGUGCUGCUAAACACAAGUUCACUGGUUUCCCCCGUCUGGAAGAAAUGGAAGGGAUUUCUGUGAAUGGACUUGUAAAACUGCACAAGGAAUCUGAAGAAUGUACUAAUUUUUCACGACUCCUAAAGCAUGACAAGAAAAACAUUUCCAUCUUCAAAAGAGAACAGAAGGCUGCCACCACCCUUGGGAUUAUUGUUGGGGCUUUCACAGUCUGCUGGCUGCCCUUUUUCCUCCUCUCGACUGCAAGGCCCUUCAUCUGUGGUACAGCGUGCAGCUGCAUCCCACUCUGGGUGGAGAGAACAUUUCUAUGGCUGGGCUAUGCAAACUCUCUCAUUAACCCUUUUAUAUAUGCCUUCUUCAACCGGGACCUGAGGACAACCUAUCGCAACCUGCUGCAAUGCAGAUACAGGAAUAUCAACCGCAAACUCUCAGCCGCAGGGAUGCACGAGGCUCUGAAGCUUGCAGAAAAGCCAGAAUUUGUUCUGUAAGGUCACUCAUCCUCUACUGUGGUAAUUUGUUGUUUUAUCACAUUAGCUUUUUCCCCACAGGUUUGAAAGAAGUGUGUAGGAAGAACCAGGCUGCUUGAGCACU
This is a messenger RNA of Pseudopodoces humilis (Tibetan ground-tit), 1386 nucleotides long. RefSeq names its product 5-hydroxytryptamine receptor 7 (gene HTR7). Gene Ontology annotation, biological process: positive regulation of MAPK cascade; G protein-coupled receptor signaling pathway, coupled to cyclic nucleotide second messenger; smooth muscle contraction. Gene Ontology annotation, cellular component: plasma membrane; dendrite. Gene Ontology annotation, molecular function: neurotransmitter receptor activity; G protein-coupled serotonin receptor activity. The record is from RefSeq and is a predicted model, not a curated record. NCBI's taxonomy places the organism in Eukaryota, Metazoa, Chordata, Aves, Passeriformes, Paridae.